Aedes albopictus (Asian tiger mosquito) is the source of this 1080-nucleotide messenger RNA. Its product is annotated as alpha-tocopherol transfer protein-like. Gene Ontology annotation, cellular component: membrane. NCBI's taxonomy places the organism in Eukaryota, Metazoa, Arthropoda, Insecta, Diptera, Culicidae. Gene Ontology annotation, molecular function: phosphatidylinositol bisphosphate binding. The record is from RefSeq and is a predicted model, not a curated record. The transcript has 3 exons. Bases 174 to 1034 code for a protein of 286 amino acids.
ACUUAACGAGUGGUUUGCACUUUGAUACCGAUAAACUCAGCUAAUCUCCCGAGCGAAUCAAUCCCUUACGAAAUGAUAAGCGCCUUGGUUUGAUCUGAGCGUCGCGAAACAAUAACUCAGAGAAAUCCAGCUCAGUGGGGAAUCAGUCCACCGAGAAGCUCCAACAAACGAAGAUGUCCGCGCCAUUUGAUCUGGAAACCGGUCCGCCGAGUGCUGAACUCCUGGAAGUUGCCCGCCAGGAACUUCGUGAAACUCCGGAAGUACGCGCUGCGGCCAUCGAAGAACUCCGCAAACUGUUGCACGCUUCAAGUGAUUUGAGUUUCCCGGAUGAUGAUGAUUUCCUGCUGUUCUACCUGAGGCCUUCUCACUUCUACCCCGAGAGUGCGCUUAAAUUGAUGCGAAAUGUCGCCGAGUUCCAGAAGAAUCACCACGACCUGUUGCAUAACCUUAUGCCGGCUGACCUGAAGAACGAAAUUACCAACUACAAUCUGGUAACCGUGCUGACGAACCGUGACCAGAAGGGUCGCCGUAUGGUCGUUGUCCGAAUGGGUGAGGUCUGGGACCCGAAGGCCGUUCAUGAGGAUAAGAUCUUUGCCAUUUUGUACACGAUUCACAAGCUGGCCAUCAUGGAACCGGCGACGCAGAUCAAUGGAAUUGUGGUCAUCUACGACUUUGCCGGGCUUGGCAUGAAGCAGGUCAAGGGUAUGUCGCCGAGCGCUUCGAAGCGGUUGUUGAGCUUCAUUCAGGAGGCUGCUCCGCUAAGGAUGAAGGCGGUUCAUUUCGUCAAUGAACCGAUGUUGUUCAACAUGGUUUGGGCGCUGAUGAAGCCUUUCGUCAAGGAGAAGCUGAAGAACAGGAUGUUCUUCCACGGUGAGGACAGGAAAAAACUGUUCAAGCAUAUCAACCCCGAGUGUUUACCGGCGAACUAUGGCGGAACCAUGCCAGAGCUGAACUACGAAUCGAAGGAUUGGUAUCCUGCGAUGGAGAAAUACAGCGACUUCAUCAAGAAGUUCAACUCGGCUGGAUUCAAAUAAACCAUGACGUAUUUUAGAGUAGCAAUAAAUUGAUAAAAACAAUAAA